GUCUGUGCAUGUAUGAAUUGCAUACUGAAUUAUAUCUAAUCAGGGAUAUCCGCCUUGACAUUAUAACAAUCCUAUAGUUUAAAGCUGCUAAGUUCAGUUUAAUGUUGUUUGUUUGCAAAACUAUAUGUUGUUUAUUAAAUUUACAUAUUUCAACAUUGAUGUUGAAAGACAAGUCGACGGUAUUUACUAUUGUGGAUUACAUUGUUAAGCGUUUAUUUCAAUGGUUAUACGAGUUUUGUUCGUUAAGAUAGUUCAUUCGUAUAUAGAUGUUGUUGAUAAGGAAGCCCUUUUCACACAUUUAAACGGAUAUAUUAUUGAUAAAUUAUACGCAUUGCUCUUUAAAUCCACGACAUAAGGAUUAACAUUAAAAACGUAAAUGCAGAUAUAGCACUUACCUGCACCUUACAUGCAUCGAUUUUCGCGCAAAAUGCGGAGAGCGACAUACGGAAAACCGACAUGAAACUGCAACGUUUUACGUGUCUGAAAUGAUUCAUAUAUGAUAUUGAACUUGAAAUUACAAUGGCCUUCAGGAAUUCAACGUGUCUGCAAGCAUUGUUUGUAUGAAUUGGUUGGAGAAUAAUACGUGAACAAUGGCGAGACUUGGGGAUGUUUUCGGCGUCCAAGAAAUGACGAACUGGUUGAAGGCAUGGCUGGCAUUGAACAUCACAAAAGAUGGGUUGCAUGAGUUCGUUGACAGAGAAGUAAAACAGUUUCAGACAGGAAUAUAUCAAAACAUCACGUCAACAUUAGGUCCGUCGGCGAAUACAACAUGUACAAGCUGCUUUACUGCUAAUAUAUUACCAUGCCCCACACAAGGGGUAUGCAAGAAACGCGGGAGGAAAUCAUGUAAAUCCAUGCAUGACACACCUAGCAGACGGCAUCGACCUUGUCCACUUAGCAUUUGCGAGGCAGUUCGUGACCAUAUUAAGAACGAUCAUCGGUUCUAUGGACCCUCGUGGAAAAACACUAGUGCUGAGCAAUGGGCGUGCAAUCACUGGCAAAUUGGUAAAUGUUUUAUGCCCACAGAUGGAUAUAGUGGAGUGACGUCUAUUCGGGAUACAGAUUUCAACGGUGUCAUUAGUGUAAUUUUGAACUGUAAACACUUUGAUAACCUGAUGUCAUUUAGCAUAGCUCCCAUGUCGUUUGGGCCGUGUCUUUUAACAAAGGCACGUGACAUUGGCAAAGCUGUCCGACAUUCUUCAUCGUGUGAAGUAACAGACUCUGACCUCAACGAUUAUUUUAAUACACUAGAAACAUUGCUCAAGGAUUCAAAGACACUAGCAAACGACAGUAGCGCACAAGAUGCGGUCAGCAAGUUGAAUCUGUUACGAAAAGAGAGCACUAUUUCUUUUGCGGAAAUGAGUCACCUGCUGAAAGAUGCACACGAGACUUUAGGAAAGGCUGAAAACGUUACCAAGGAGUGCAAGUCACAAAUGGAAUCAUACAUGGAACAACUGAAGACAAAACUAGAUGAGCACGCUGAAACACUUACAAAACAACAUACGAAAAACUUUACUGAGGAGGCAAACAUGUUUACAGAAGUAAAAAAAGCAAAUAUUACAGAACAUGCAAAUGCGUGCACAGUAGAAAGUAAAACACUCAUUAAUGAAUAUGCAAACACGUGUACUGAAGGAAGUAAAAGAAACAUUUCGGAAUAUACUCUCACAUGUACAGAAGAAAGUAAAAUAAACUUAACGGAACAUGUAAACACACUGGCAAAGAAGUCCAUACAAGAUAUUCAAGGAGCCAUCUCGUCGAAGAAAGAAAGCGACUAUGAAAAUGAAGUCAAAGAUUUCGUGAGGCGAUUAAAACAGCAUUACAAUUUAACGAUGAGUCACGUGUCGAUAUCAACAUUAUUGCCAAGUGGCGACGAAUUCCUAUAUAAAAUAUAUGCAACGCAUGCAAUAUGCCGAAUAGUUGAGAGCAAUGGCGGUAAUAAAACCGAAAAUCCAAUUACAACGUACAAAGAAAUAUUAUGUAGGGGUGAAUAUGAAAAACUACACAAGCGUAUAUUUUUACAAAGCGAAGCUGGCAUGGGAAAGACAACUUUUGCAUGUAAACUGGUAUUGGACUGGUGUAAUCCAGAAGGUUCAUUAUCAUCUAUCUCUAAAACGUUCGGUGACGCGAACACGUUGCAAGACUUUAAACUUGUAUUAUUAAUUACUUUGAGAGAUUCUGUUUGUGAACGCGAUGUAACUAAUAUGAUCAAAGAACAGAUAAUCGACAUGGUUUAUACUGAUACAGAACGAAAUGACGCGUAUGUUAUGCUGAAUAAAAUCAUGCAACAAGAAAUGUGUUUGGUGGUACAAGACGGGUUAGACGAGUGGAAGGAUCCGCAAGGGAAACUAGCUCAGCCUAUCAUGCUUUCCUGUUACAGCCAGUGUACAGUUUUAACUACAACAAGGCCAUGGAAAUUGACAGAUGAACGCAUCAGACAAUCUCAAAUUGACAGCUUAUUUGAAUUGAAAGGAGUCAGUGAUCCAUAUGAGCUGUGCAAAUCACUCCUUGAUAGCUUUGGGUGCAAUACAUUAAACGAGUUUGAACAAUAUGUAACAAAAAAUAGACUACGUGCUUUACUGUUUUCGCCAAUGUUGAUCUCGCUAAUUGUAAGUGCUUGGGUCGACGGAACACGAUUGACAGGGUCGCGUUGCGAUAUAUACACUGUUUUGAUUGACGGUCUUUUUAAAAAAGCGAGUGAAAAUAUAAGCUUUUUUGUUCAGCCACCAUUGAUGUGCUUCCAAAACACACGUUACCUUCAACAACAUUUUGAACAUCUGCAAGCCAUUUCCAAAACAGCAUUUUUAAUGUUGUUUUCAGCAGAGCGGGAACACUCACUGGUUAUAAGCGAUCGACAAUUGUCGCAAUAUCUGUCACAAGAACAGAAAGACUUUGCCCUUAGGACAGGUGUUAUUACGGAAAGAAAAUGUGUCAGUAGAACAUAUCAAAAUUCAACGUGUUCAUUUAUUCAUAAAAGUGUACAGGAAUUUCUAGCUGCUGUUCACAUAGCACGAAACAGUGCUGAUCUUGCUGUCGUUGCUAGAUACUUUACCGAAAAUUCUAACGCGAUUUUUGAAAAUCAGAUAUUUAUUUUUUUGUGCGGUUUAAACAUUUUAUUAGCAAAUGAAUUGUCUCGCAUUAUAGACAGCACUACAACUUCUGAAUACUUAUUGUCCACAUACAUAUCGGGGUUUAUCGAAGCGCAAGCAAAUGGCCAGAAUCCGAAUGAUAUUGAUCUUAAACUCAGUCGUUUCAAAGGGUCUUAUUCUGAUUUGAUCAAAUGCGACGCUUCUUUUCGCAUCUUGCAAAUGAACAAGUCAAAUGCGAAGCUUCUUCAGAUAGGCUCUUAUACCGAUACGAUAAGGCUGAAAAGACUAAUAGACGACGAAACAGUAGUGCGUGAGUUUGAUUUAUCUUCUUUUCGAAAUCUUGAAAGCCUCAAAAUGUAUAUAGGAAUCGAACUACGACCUUACGUUUUUCACAGACUUUCGCAACUGAAGAAUUUAAACUUGCAUGCAUGUGAGUGUAAAGGGUUGGAUUUAUCAUCAUGCCAUAGACUGGAAGUACUAGAUAUUUUUGGCGGAGAAAUCACGCUAAAACCAAAUGCAUUAAAUGGGCUUGCACAACUGAAGAAAUUAGAGUUGUGGUCUUGUAAGUGUACACAAUUAAACUUAUCAUCAUGUCACAAUCUGGAAACUAUUUAUCUUUAUGGCGAAGGAAUCGCGCUACAAUCGAACGCCUUUCAUAGACUUGUGCAGCUGAAGAUGUUAAAGUUAAAGGACUGUGAGUGCCAAAGCAUGGACUUAUCAUUAUCAUUAUGUCAAGGUCUGGUUCUAGGUGACAAAAUCACGCUAACACCAAAUGCAUUAAAUGGGCUUGCACAACUGAAGAAGUUAGAAUUGCAUGCAUGUGAGUGUAAAGGGUUGGAUUUAUCAUCAUGCCAUAGGCUGGAAGUACUAGAUAUUAUUGGCGGAAAAAUCAUGCUAAAACCAAAUGCAUUAAAUGGGCUUGCACAACUGAAGAAUUUAAAGUUGUGGUAUUGUAAGUGUACACAAUUAAACAUAUCAUCAUGUCACAAUAUGGAGACUAUUAAUCUUCAUGGCGAAGGAAUCGCGCUACAACCGAACGCCUUUCAUAGACUUGCGCAGCUGAAGAUGUUAAAAUUACAUUUCUGUGAGUGCCAACGCAUUGACUUAUCAUUAUGUCAAAGUCUGGACACGCUUCAUCUUGUAGGUGACAAAAUCACGCUAACACCAAAUGCAUUAAAUGGGCUUGCACAACUGAAGAAGUUAGAAUUGCAUGCAUGUGAGUGUAAAGGGUUGGAUUUAUCAUCAUGCCAUAGACUGGAAGUACUAGAUAUUAUUGGCGGAGAAAUCAUGCUAAAACCAAAUGCAUUAAAUGGGCUUGCACAACUGAAGAAUUUAAAGUUGUGGUAUUGUAAGUGUACACAAUUAAACAUAUCAUCAUGUCACAAUAUGGAGACUAUUAAUCUUCAUGGCGAAGGAAUCGCGCUACAACCGAACGCCUUUCAUAGACUUGCGCAGCUGAAGAUGUUAAAGUUACAUUUCUGUGAGUGCCAAAGCAUGGACUUAUCAUUAUGUCAAAGUCUGGAAACGCUUCAUCUUGUAGGUGACAAAAUCACGCUAACACCAAAUGCAUUAAAUUGGCUUGCACAACUGAAGAAAUUAAACAUGCAAUACUGUGAGUGUAAAGGGUUGGAUUUAUCAUCAUGUCAUAGACUGGAAGUACUAGAUAUUAUUGGCAGCAAAAUCACGCUAAAACCAAAUGCAUUAAAUGGGCUUGCACAACUGAAGAAAUUAAAGUUGUGUUAUUGUAAGUGUACACAAUUAAACUUAUCAUCAUGUCACAAUAUGGAGACUAUUGAUCUUGAUGGCGUAGGAAUCGCGCUACAACCGAACGCCUUUCAUAGACUUGCGCAGCUGAAGAUGUUAAAGUUACAGGGCUGUGAGUGCAAAAGCAUGGACUUAUCAUUAUGUCAAAGUCUGGAAAAGCUUGAUCUUAGUAGUGACAGAAUCAGGAUACAUCCGAACGCCUUGCAUGGACUUGCGAAGCUGAAGAUAUUAACGUUGGAGGGCUUUGAGUGUAAAUUGUUGGACUUAUCGCAGUGUCCGAAUCUGAAAACUAUACACCUGUGUAAUAGAAUAACACUAAAACCGAAUACCAUUCAUGGACAUGCUCAGCUGAAGAUAUAUAACAUUUAGGGAUGUGAGUGUAAAGGGUUGGACUUAUCAUCAUGGCAUAAUCUGGAAAAAAUAGAUCUGUGUGGCAAACCUCUCACGCUACAGCCUAAUGUCUUAAAUGGACUUGCGCAGCUGAAGAUAUUGAAGUUUAAAGGCUGUGAGUGUAAAGCCUUGGACGUCUUAUCAUGUUGCAAUCUGGAGACUAUUGAUCUUCGUGGUGAAGGACUCUCGCUACAACCGAACGUCUUUCAUGGACUUGCACUGCUGAAGAUAUUGAAAAUUGAGGGAUGUUAGUGUAAAAUGUUGGACGUAUCAUCAUGACACAAUCUGAAGACUAUUGAUCUUCGUGGUGAAGGAAUCACGCUUCAACCGAACGCCUUUCAUGGACUUGCACACCUGAGGAUAGUAAAUGUGGUGGAUAUUCAAUGCAACAGUUUGAAAUUUUUUGUAACAAUCAUAAUAUAUUUUCCACGUGCAACGCUGCUGGCGAAAAGACAUCGGUAGUAUUAAUAGUAUUUUUUUUAUAAUAAUGUGUUCCUUUAAUAUUCAACUGGCAUAUAAUCCAGGGCUGUGUUUUGCUAUUAUUCAACUGUAUAGUUUAGAAUAAUGGUUCUUCACGUAUGUAUUUGUAAUACAGAUAUAUAAAAUAGGUGUUUGUAUGGUCCUUAAAUUCAAAUGGUAUAAUUUUCUUAUCACUAUUGAUUAAAAACGUAUGUAUGUAGUGUAUGUACAUUUGAUUACCAUAUGUUUCUGUGUAACAGGAUCUGAAUUGUUCAAAUAAUUGUGUACUAUAAGUUAUUGUUUACAUAAGCGAGUAUUUCGUAUAAGAAGAUGUUUUGUUCCUUCUUACUUGCACUGUUUCUGUCUUUAUUGAAAUAUUUGUUUAGUCUAGCUAGCACGCACCUUGCGAAGAAUGACCUCUACCGUUGGCAUCUGCCGAAGUGGAUAUUACCCUAUGAGGGUACAACAUUUACAAUGGACCCACUAUGCAUACGAUUUGUUCUUUAUACCAAACAUGAUGUAUUUAAAACGAUGGAAAAGUGAAACAUUCAGAUCUUAUAUGAAGAUCAAGAGCUUAUCAACAUAGAUUUUUUGAUUGAUUGAUUUUCAAACUUUCCCAUUUUUUGUAGUAAAUUAGAAAUAACAGCAGGCGAAGUGUUGUAUUAUCAACUUUUGUAAAUACCAAAUAUAUUGAUAGGAAAUAAAAGUUUUUUCUUCAAGUCAUCGUUUGAUGCUUGAAUUCCCUGUAUAUGUGAUAUCUUGUGAAAUGAAACCUUUAUUUCUGUUGAUGAAUUAAGUGAACUGUUCAAUUCGAAAAUAAAUUUCAGAUAAAUUUGUGAAAAAAAAUUGUAUACCGUGUCCUAAACAACACAUAAUUGAACCCUUUUCCACCAUUAUUAUAACGUAUAUUAAAACAGGAAUCCGGUGCUAAAACAAUGUACAACCUUCAGUAAUAACAAAAUGGUGUAUAAAACUCAACACCAUUAUUAAUGAUAAUGAAUGGAAUUGCAUUUUUGAACUAUCCUUUGUAAUUACAAAUAAUAUAAAGAUACAGUGAUUCCAAUACAGAAUAAUUCAAAGGGUACUUGGAACAAAUAGACUUUUGAACAAAAUAAAAAUAAUUGAUGAUCCAUUGUGUUCUUUUUGCAAACAAAGUGAGGAAAAUUUAGAACAUGUAUGCUAGGAAUGUCAGAAAUCUGAAGCAUUAGGUGAUGAGAUAUUAUCAGGAUAAUUGUGUUUUUUUUUCAUGAAUAAGGAAAAUUGUCUUCUUGGGUAUUUAACAAAGUCAGCUAGAGCCGUAAUAAUGGUAUUUUGUUUAUUAAACUAUACUUUUACAUGUGUAAAAUAAAAAAAUGUCAUACCAAACAUUAAUGGAGCCAAACAAAUACAUAAAGUAUGAAUAUAACUUAAGAAAAAUAUCAAUUUCAUGAAAUAAUUCAGAAUCCUUUGAGCUUGAAUGGGAAUUGUUUACUAAUAUUAUAGAACAAACGUUGUAUUUAAAGGUUAUGAAUAUUGUAGUUCUUUACAACUUUGUACAAAUACUAUUUUUUAACUCAAAGAACCAAGUUGUAAUUAAAAAAAAAUAUGUUGGACCUAUAUAUCAUAACUCAUAAUUACAUGUCCUAUUUUUCUUUUCUCAACCUUUUUUAGCUCACCUGAGCACAACGUGCUCAUGGUUAGCUUUUGUGAACGCUUUUUGUCCAUCGUCCGUUGUGCGUUUUUCGGCAUCAACAUUUACCUUGUCAACUCUCUAGAGGCCACAUUUAUUGUCCAAUCUUCAUGAAAUCAGAAAUCAGAAGAUUGGUUUCAGUGAUAUCUUGGAUGAGUUCAAAAAUGGUCACGUUUGCUUGAAAAACAUGGCUGCCAAGGGGCGGGGCAUUUGUCCUUAUAUGGCUAUAUAUGGCUAUAGUAAAAUCUUGUUAACACUCUAGAGGCCACAUUUAUUUUCCAAUCUUCAUGAAACUUGGUCAGAAGAUUCAUCCCAAUAAUAUCUUGGACGGACUCGAAAAUGAUGCCGGUUGGUUUAAAAAUAUGGCUGCCAGAGGAAGGGGCAUUUUCCGUAUAUGGCUAUAUAUAUUGUUAAACCUUGUUAACACUCUAGAGGCCACAUUUAUUAUCUAAUCUUGAUGAAAUAAGGUCAGAAAAUUUGUCUUAAUGAUAUCUUGGAUGAGUUUGAAAAUGGUUACGUUUGCUUGAAAAACAUGGCUGUCAAGGAGCGGGGCAUUUUUCCUUGUAUGGCUAUAUAAGGCUUUAGUAAAAUCUUGUUAACACUCUAGAGACCACAUUUAUAGUAUGAUCUUCAUGAAACUCGGUCAGAAGAUUCAUCCCAAUAAUAUCUUGGAGGAGUUUAAAACUGAUGCCGGUUGGUUGAAAAACAUGGCCACCACGAGGACGGGGCUUUUUUCCUUAUAUGGCUAUAGUAAAACCUUGUUAACACUCUAGAGGUCACAUUUAUUUUCCGAUCAUCAUGAAACUUGGUCAGAAGAUUUGGCCCAAUGAUAUCUUGGAUGCGUUCGAAAAUGGUUUGGUUGCUUUAAAAAACAUGGCCAACAGGGGCGGGGCAUUUUCCUAAUAUGGCUAUAAAUAUGGCUGUAGUAAAACCUUGUCAACACUCUAGAGGCCACAACUAUUGUCCAAUCUUCAUCAAAUUUGGUCAGAAGAUAUGUCUCAAUGAUAUCUUGGAUGAGUUAAAAAAUAAUAAUGUUUGCUUGACAAAAUGGCUUCCAAGGGGAGGGGCAUUUUUCCUUAUAUAGCUAUAGUAAAAUCUUGUUAACACUCUAGAGGCCACAUUUACUGUCCGUUCUUCAUGAAACUUGGUCACAAGAUUCAUCCCAAUAAUAUCUUGGACGAGUUCAAAAAUGAUGCCGGUUGGUUGAUAACCAUCGCUGCCAGGGGGCGGGGCAUUUUUCCUUUUAUGGCUAUAGUAAAACCUUGUUAACACUCCAGAGGCCUCAUUUAUUUUCCGAUCUUCGUGAAACUUGGUCAGAAGAUUUGUCCCAAUAAUAUCUUGUUAUCUCAGGUGAGCGACAUUGGGCCUUUCAGGCCCUCUUGUUUUAUCUGAAUAUGCAAACACUAUUUGCUUAUAAAAAAUAUACAUACUUUAAAUAUAUAUUCAUCCUUGAAAAUGUCUUUUUUAAACGUACCUAUUUGUGUGUUUUAUGCAUUCUUUCCUCUGAAUAUGCAUAUAUACAAUUUAUUACAAUUGACGCUUAGUUAAAAUAUGUAUACUUACUGGAAAAUCUAGUUGUGUAAGUUUUUUCUUUAUAAAUACUUUUUUUAUUGUUAUUUGAAACACAAAUUGCACGCUGUCUUAUAUUUACAGCAUGUUUUCGUAGAUCAUUUCAAUUAAAAACAAACAUGUUCUAAGAUAUUAAGCAUUAGUUUUAAAUUGUGCGUAUUAUAUGUUAGUCUUUUUUUUUCGUAUGGAUAAGGUAGGGAUUGUUUUCACCUUUUAUGCUAAUGGCUUUAUCUUUGUGCGUCACUGUCUAUAAUUAUUUAGAUAAAGUAUGACUUUAGAUGUGUUUUUUAUUUUAUUUCUUGGCAUGCAACUGUCUAUAAGUAUAUAUAGAUAACAUUUCACUUAAGAUAUGUUACGUGUGUAUGUAUCUGUUUUCAGUCUUGUUAAAAAUGUGUUGCAAAAUGUCCAAUGUGCAUCUUUAACUUUAAGCUUAAAUAUUACUGAAGAGGCCAUUAUUUUCAUCCUCGUUUGCCUUUCAUUGUGCUUCAUUCCUGCUUUUACAUUUUCGUAAUUAUUCAAACAUACAUUUUUUUAAGAUGUUGUUUAGGAUCCGGCAUUUAAGUAUUGGUAGUCAACUGCUAUCUUUGAUUAAUCACUACCAAACAACGUAUAUGUAUUACUAUGGAAACAUAUUACACUUAUACAUGUUCCUUGCAGUCAAUUAGCCAUAUAAUAUGAUUUUUCAAAUCAUUUGUUUAAACGUUGUAUAUAUACUCUAAACUCUUAAUUGUUUCGCUCAUUUAUUUAAAUGACAAGCAAUACGCCGCUACUUAAUGCUGACCAUAAAAUGCGUGUCCUUUCGAACCAGAACAUUGUUGGACCCAUCCUUUCAGACAAUGCCAUGUGCGACAUUACAGGGAUGAUUCUUUGAUGUCGGUGAAUUCGACUAUACAAGAAAAUCUAAUGAGUUCAGGUGUGUAAGAGAUAGAGAAGGAGCCGUCGGUUAGUUUUUCAUUUUACCGAGAAAGAUUGUUCGAAACCCAGACUUUUCCAAAGAGCUAUCUUGCCUUUGAAAACCUCGUUUCCAGGGGAGCCAUAAAUUUCAUUGAAGAUCCGCCAGCAAAGAGUCAAUUAUAUAUACACUAAUAUCACAGCUAGCUGACGGAUAUCGGGUCACGCUAUGUUGUACAAGCUUAAUUGACUCCCGGUGUUGAUGGGGUAAGGCAGUCAUGUCCAUAGUUAACCGAUAUAGAAAUAUCGCAAGUAAGAAGACCGCUGUUGAGCUGUAAUUAGGUCAUCCCUCUUAGAAAUUUCGAAGCGAGUAAAGUCGAGAUAUAGAGCGAAUAUUAUUACGAAAUAAACGCUAGUAACUUUCUGUCUAAUAUGGCUGGAAAGUACGCGGUAUUUAAACAAUUAAUACAAGUAAUACAGGGUAUAACAACGGCAUGGGUGUCGCUAUCUUGAUGGUGAUUAUGGUGAAACCAAUUUGAUAACUUUUAAUAAAAAAAUAUUUAUUGAAACACAACGUCGGAUAAUGUGAAUUACAUAUAUUAAAUUUAUCAAAGGAUAGGCUAUAUAAAUAAAGCUUGUUUAUCAUUAAAAAAAUAUAUAUAUAAUUUGUACAUAUGUUCUUUGUCGAUGCCAAAAUAAAGAAAGUAAUAUGAAAGUA
Molecule: messenger RNA, 10546 nt
Organism: Dreissena polymorpha
Lineage: Eukaryota; Metazoa; Mollusca; Bivalvia; Myida; Dreissenidae
Exons: 5
Coding region: 591-5219 (1542 amino acids)
Cellular component (GO): extracellular matrix
Source: RefSeq, a predicted model, not a curated record